Amoebophrya sp. A25 is the source of this 222-nucleotide messenger RNA. The record is from the annotation of a GenBank genome assembly. NCBI's taxonomy places the organism in Eukaryota, Dinophyceae, Syndiniales, Amoebophryaceae.
CUUAGAGGUACUAGAGGGUUUCAGAUAUUCUUUGCUUCCAAGUGAUCAAGUGGUGUCUGGUCGACCCUUGGCGUGUCCACUGUUGUUAUGUGGACAUCAUGAUUAUUCCAGUCUAAUUGAUUUCUACCCCAUAAUACCAGGUCCGUUUUUUCCCUGCUCUGUCAGUUUUUUCCCCGCUCUUGUAGUUACAUGGUCGUGAGAGAUUGCCCCACUCCCAGCCCC